UGUUCUACGUGUUCCCUCAACAACAAGGCAAAAUGUUCUACCUUUAAUAUAUCGCAUUACAGGAACAUUAUACAACGUUCUGUCAUCUUAGAUCAUGAUGAAGUCUUCAAAAUGUUUUCUAAAUGUUGCAUUGAAGAUAUCCUUCCUUUGUAUCAUUAUGGAAAUGUUAUACUGUAGAACAUUGUUGUGUUCCCUCAACAAUAUCCCCAAAACAUCCUCACAACAUUCCAGGAAGGAUGUUCCACCUUUGUUCAUAUGUCACAUCACAACUAGGUUCAUACAAACAUCCUUGGAGGCCUUGAUUACCUUUGGGAAACGUUUGUAUUUUUAAUUGUUAGAUUGAGAACGUUCCUCAUUUGUUGGCAUGGAACACAAUCUAUGUUCCAGACAACAUUCCCUAAAUGUUGAUGAUAGAACAUCAUAAUGAUUUUAUAGGAACAACAUUGGUAAUUAAAAUAUUCUUAAAAAUAUUUUUUUCAAAAAAAAAAGAAAGAAAAAAGGAUCAGAACUAUUAACUAAUGUUAGCCAAUGUUGGGGGAACGUUUCCUGCCAGCUGGCACAUUACUAACUGUUUGUACAGUGUUUACACCGUUUGGUUUCUUUUGUUAGCAUCCACCUUAACGAAAUAUCUAAAAGACAAAUAUGAGUCGAGCAGCAUUUAAUGGAGCGUUGUUACGGAACACUUGAUGUAGAUGCAACUACAAGUUGCGCCAGACUAAGAAUGCAGAACCAGUUACCACACCGAACAUUGUCUAAUGGCUGUUUUCAAAACUGGUCAGAACAAGAAUUAUUGCUCCACACCUAAUGUGCAACAGAAAAUGCUUUCACUUCAGUAUCAGCCUUCCUGUGUCAUCUAUAGCAUAGUUCUACAAAUGGCCCAUAAGCAGGUUUACACUAGUCAUAGAUACAGAUUGUGUUUUGUAUGUUUUGCAGGUGGAUGUUUUGUCCUUGAGGAAGCAGUUCCACAUUUAGCAAACCCAAAUAUAAAGUUAAAAUAGAAGAAACAAAAAAAUGAAGUGACAGACAUCUGUCAUCAUUUGGUUGUCGUCACAUCAUCAAGUCCUCUUCUGGUUUCUGUUGUUGUUCAGCUCUGGUACAUAUUUUUUCUGCCUGCAUGACUUUAAAGCUGUAUUUUCUUCAUCAGUUUACAUAAAUGCAAAAAAAACAAAAACGCUCCUGCCUGGAUGUGUCUGCACUUGUGUCCUCCCUGUUCUCAUCAUAUGAAUUACGACUCCUUCAAACCAUUUACCAACUUUAGCCAUAAAAAAGGUGCACCCCAAAAAAAACAUAGUAAGGACAGAUAAGAACCUCUGAAAGUGAACUCAUGUUACAUCAGCAGCUGCAUUGACAUUUUAGGGCACACUGUACACAUCCACAUAUAAAUCCAAAUGUAAAUUCUUGGAUAAAUGAUCAAACCACAUCAGAUCCCCUCUUUCCUUCACACUGAACCACCUUCAGUUUGUGUACCAACUAAAUGGAUCUAUGGCAGGUUCUGCUCUACAAAUGAGAAUAUUCACAACCACAUACUUCCAGGCCAUAAGACUGCUUAACAAUUCCAAUCUACCUCCACUGAACCCCUUUUGUCCUCCUCUUAAUGCAAUGACUUCAUGCAAUCUUUGCACUACUGUAUUUGCACAUCUUGAACCUUUGCACCAUAAAUGUUCCACUUACUUUAUAUACAGGGGAUUUGUUGCACAUACUCAUUUGCACUUUUUUUUUAAGAAAAAGAUUUGCUUUCUCCUGGCAAAGCUGAACAUCAUGAAACACUUUGUCCUCAGGUUCAGAAACAGCCACAGAGAGCAGAGCAGCAGCAGAUUCCACAUCUGUUCCUGAGGACGUGACACAAGCACAAGACAUAAGGAUGGCCCUGCUGGGGAAAACUGGAGCUGGAAAAAGCAGCUUGGGCCAAACAAUACUUGGAGAGGCUGUGUUUAAUAUACAUCAUAGUGCAAACCCUGGAUCAAGUAAAUGUAAGAAAGAAACCAGACAAGUUGAUGGAGGAUUAAUCACUGUGAUUGAUACUCCUGGUUUCUUUGACAAUCGUAUGUCUGAUGAUAAGCUGAAGUCUGAGAUGAUAGAUUCUAUCAUAGAGUGCUCUGAUGGGCUUGAUGCUUUUCUCAUUGUAUUUAAAGUUGAGAGAUUCACAAAGCAUGAGAAUGAGGUUGUUUCCAAGAUAACAGAGUAUUUUUCUGAGGAAGCUUUCAAACACGCUGUAGUUGUCUUCACUCACGGUGAUCAGCUUCCAGACAACAUGAAGAUUGAGGAGUUUGUCCAUGGAAAUAAGUGUCUGUGUGAUCUCUUGAAGAAAUGUGGGAAUCGCUACCACGUUGUUGAUAAUAAGUACUGGAAUAACAACCAGCAGGAUGAAUACAGAAACAACAAGGUCCAGGUAGCAAAGCUGUUCGAUACAGUAAAACAAAUGGUGGAGAGUACAGGGCGCUACAUCAAUGAGAUGCUGCAAUCAGUGCAGAAAGCAAUACGACAACAGGUAGAGCGCAUUAGCUGGUCAUUAGCAGGCAUGUCACAAGAAGAUAUGUGGCAGCAGGCGAAGUGUAUUGUCUCAAAUUUUCUCAAGAAGGCAGCUGGCAUCACCACAGGAGUGUUGUUGGGAGCUUUACUGGGUGUACCAUUUGCGAUUGCAGCAGUUGUCGCAUAUCUUAAGAUAGUGCCAGUAGGUGUUGGAUUAGCUGUAGUUGCAGGAGUUGGUGCUGCUGCAGGCGCAGCAGUGGGAGGUUAUGUAGGACAUAAAGCAGCUGAUGAAGCAGACUCAGCAGGGGAGGCAGCAAAGAACACAGCUACGACUAUCAUCAAGCAAGACAAAGAAGAUGUGGAAAAGCCAACCAGCCAAAAAGAACAGCAAAGUGAGAUGGAAACGUUGCAUGAUUCAAAAAAAAAUAAUUAGAUUGCAGUUGAGCUUUGCACCACUCAGAUCAAAAUCCCCAUCUAGAGGAUUGUUUGGCUCUGCUGCCAUGAUGACACAUAAGUAUCAAGAUCAAAAUCAAUAACUGUUUGUGAGGCUUUAAACUGACGGCCUUUGUCCAUUUAUCAGCAUGUCUGUGUUCUACUGGUGACUCUGUUCACCUUGAUGAUGUUUUUAGGAUCCUUUAAGGAUUUUGUGGUUUAAUCAGAUCAUGUUGGCAUUUUCUAUUUUUCUACCUUCCUUGUCUCCAUGAUUGAAGCUUCUUUCUAGUCGUGUUUUUUCUUAUUAUCCAAUCAUGAAUACGUGAAGGAGAAUUUCACCUCAACACACAUUAUAUAUUAACUGUCUCCUCCUGCCAGGUGGAGUUUUAUGAGGUGUUGUUGAUGAUUUGGUCUCCUAGAAGAGGCUGAUUGUUCUCUGUGCAUCUGUAGGUUUAUUGUCAGUUACUGACAUAAGCAACAAGGAGGAGGAGAUCUUUAACUCCUGUUCUUAGAUAGAAAAUGACAUAUGUUGUUGGAACAGACUUUUAAAUCUAUAUAGGGGUGUUUGAUCAUCACUGCAUUUAAUUAGUAGUUUAAAAAUGGUACUUAAUGAUAUUAAUAAUAGAAUCCACAUUAAAGUGCUUCUUUUUCUGAUUAAAGUAUUUUGUGGAUGUAAUAAAGUCUUUAUAAAACCCUCAGUAAGAUGUUUCUUUCAAUAUCUUUAGUCAAGGUGUAUCAUAUAGUCAUGGUUUGUAAAAUGUUUAGCAAUGUAAGGACAAAGUAUACGUAUGAGUUAUGAGAAGUAACUGAGUUUGGAUUAUUAAAAGCUUAAAAAAACAGUUAUUACACUGGAUGUAGAUUUUCUGUGACUUGUAAUGAAAGAUGAUGUUUUUCUUUGGUCUUUUAAAACUUAAUUUAACACGUGAUGUUUUUGCUUCACAAAUGCAGAUGUACUAAUCCAAAUGUUCAAUUUCAUCAUCAAGAGUGUUUGUAAUGACAGUUCUUUGCUUUAACUUGCUUUUAUGAAAUACAUUUUGAUUGCACAAUCACCA
Messenger RNA from Stegastes partitus (bicolor damselfish), 3953 nucleotides. Its product is annotated as GTPase IMAP family member 4-like. The record is from RefSeq and is a predicted model, not a curated record. Bases 1862 to 2902 code for a protein of 346 amino acids. Lineage: Eukaryota; Metazoa; Chordata; Actinopteri; Pomacentridae. The transcript is spliced from 3 exons. Gene Ontology annotation, molecular function: GTP binding.